Frankliniella occidentalis (western flower thrips) is the source of this 2222-nucleotide messenger RNA. RefSeq lists its product as uncharacterized. Lineage: Eukaryota; Metazoa; Arthropoda; Insecta; Thysanoptera; Thripidae. The record is from RefSeq and is a predicted model, not a curated record. Bases 411 to 1295 code for a protein of 294 amino acids. The transcript is spliced from 7 exons.
UGCAGUUGUUGCAGUGGUGGGGGCAACACUAUAAAAGAAAUAAACACUCCGCUGUCAAUGGUCGUUUGCUCGCGUUCUCGUGCACUGCAAUUGGGUUUUGUGUGACAUCCAUUGAAGACAUUUUCAUUUAUUUUAUAUCUUGAUGACACUGAUUACAUUAAGAGAAGCCACUCCGACAAGAUAUCGGUUUUAGAGCUGGAAUGGGCAAGCUCCUGAGCUGUGCUGUAGCCUCUCUUGUGUAGGUUUCGUCUUAUUGGAUCUUUUAUAUUGACAAAAAUAUACCAUACCGACAGGUGUCAGUCCACUCACUAUAAGGACAGUAGCUAGGCCAGCGGAAAGUCCUUAAAGUCUGUACAUACUCAUUAUUGCAGGCAGAGCGCUUCCCGAACCAUCAAGACUGAUUGUCCAUAAUGUUUGAUGGAUGCUCUUCCUUCAAUGUGGAACAGCCUUUUCAGCCCGCACUCAUGAAUAGCUCCUCAGCAGAUUGGCUCCACACUCCUCCUUCACAAAUGCCGUGGAGUCUGCCUGAUGCAAGCCAACCAUCUGUAAUGAGAUUCACUGGUGAUUCUCUGAACACUACUGAUCUUGCAAUGAAGGCCCUGAACCCUGAUCUCCAAACACUCUCCAAGUCACAAUCAAAACGGAAGAGCUGGGAUUGUGAUAUUGAAUACAAUGUUCCACCCGCCAAGCAGCUCAUAACAGAAGAAAAAAUGGCAGAAAACCUAAAUUGUUUGCACAUAAGCAAUAGUUAUGUAUCUCAUCAGAUUGGCAGCAGUCAGCCAAUGUCAAUCCCAUUGCCAGAAUCAUCACCCUCCCUAACUGAAUCAGCAUCAUCUUCAUCAGAUUCACCAUCCUUAUUAGAUACAACCCUGGAUGGGAAAGACCGAACAGUAUCUCUCUGUGAACAGUUACGGAAACUCAUUUCAGAAUCAUCUGUUUUACCCUCCCCCCUUCUAAACAAAGUGGAAAGACCAACUACCGCACUAGUACUGUGGCAACCUCCAGGUGAAAGUAUUUUUAAACAUGUCAAAGCCACAGCUGAAAAAGACAGCAACCAUCUGCAGGAGCAGAAUACUGAACCUAAGGCAAGCACCUCAGGCAUUAAUAUCUCAACACAGUCCUCUAAUCACAGUAAUUGGGAUGAUUUGAUGGACAAUAAUAAUUCUGUAAGCGCCAUGGACCUUAAUCUUUUCCCUUCCUCUGGAUUAUCAACUUUACAACCACUGCCUUCUGAGGUACCACUGCCAGAUGAUGAUUUUAUGGACAUGCCAGAAGACUCUAUGAUGGAUUUUUAGCUAGGUGUUUUUUGUAAUGAAUUAGUGAGUAGAAUGUUCUGGUUUAUUUAUUUUUACUAAUCUUGUACUGAUGUUUGUUAAACAGUCUCUUCCUUUUUAUCUCAUGGAGACUUUGUUUCAUUAUUAAUACUUAAAAAACAGUCCCUGUUUUAGAAAUGGGUAGUGCCAAUAUUUAAUAGACAGUAAUAUUGUCUUGGUAGACAUUUAUGACUUGAAUUUGUGCUAAUGUUAGGGUACUCCUUUUUUUUCUGGAGCUUUACUCCAGUCAAAGAAGUGCUUAAUAUAGAAGGGAUCAAAUAUUUGAGGCAUUUGCUCACCUGCAAUAUGAUACCAUAUGGGCACAAAAUUUUUGUAAAAAUGGCCUUUUUACAAUUUGCUCUCAAUCUCCUCUUAUUUAAAAAAAAAAAAAAAAUCCAUACCAGAUUUUCGCUGUUAUAUGUGAAUGGAAGUUUAUUUGUGUACAGAACUCAAUGCGAGUGGAUUUGUCUGUCUGCGGAUUUCUUGUGUGAGUGAGUGUGCGUCAUUCCUGCAACCUUUCUUGGCAUUAUUUUCAUAACACUGUCACAUCUAUUUUGUGAUGUAAUUUUAAUCUAAAUUUAUAAAUUUUAUGUAAAUGUUUUUUUAUAUAGUCAGCUCUUUUUAAUAUUAUUGAAAAAGCAUUUGCUUGUGCCACGUGGUACAUGGUAUCCGACUGCACCUGUUAAGGUACAAUUAGACAAAAGCAAACCACAGUCCUAUUUUUGCUUGUUCUGUAAAAGGUAAAACCAUAACGAGUUAUAUGGUCCCCUCUCAUUUGCCCCUGACCACAUCUGUUUCUGUUUUUUUGUGUCAGUGCUAGUUAUUUGAGUAGGUCUUUUUAUGACAGGAAUGAUCUAUUUAUGUUUGUUUGUAAAUAAAUUAUUUUGUAAAUGUCGUAUACAUAAACAA